AUGCGCCUCCCGGGAAUCAUACCCACCGCCCUCCUAGGCGUCGCGUUCGUCUUCGCCGUCAUUGAGCUCGGCCUCGGCGGCCACAUCGCCUCCGUCUCUACCGGCUCCCGCAGAAUCCCCGUCUACGACUCCUCCAGCACCUGGGGCUACUCCUACAAGACCAUCAAGUUCUCUGUCCCUGGCAUCGUCGCCUUCCAGAUCUUCACCGCUGUCUGGACCAUGCUCGUCUCCGUCGCCGCGUUCCUUCUCCCCCGGUUCUUGCGCGUCAAGGCCGCCCCCGGAACACGGCUCAACACAAUCAUCACGGGCGCGCUGGGCGGCGUCUACUUCAUGACGAUGGUGUUCUGGCUCGCAUGCUUUGCGGACAUCGCGGCCAAGCUGGAUGGGCUGGGCGCUUCGUCCGACUACUAUAAUGCAGUGAUUGCGUUUGCGGUGCUCUCGUGGCUGCUCUUCGUCGCGCUCUUCGUCAUCGUUGUUCUUGCCAUGCUUGGGAUUCUGGAGUGUGACGCCCCCGGGUUCGCAGGCAUGAGGAAGAGGGAAACGGCUGCGACGGAGGGAACCCAGAUGCAGACAGUCGAGGUUGCAUAG
Messenger RNA from Aspergillus novofumigatus IBT 16806, 588 nucleotides. RefSeq lists its product as uncharacterized. Lineage: Eukaryota; Fungi; Ascomycota; Eurotiomycetes; Eurotiales; Aspergillaceae. Gene Ontology annotation, cellular component: membrane. Bases 1 to 588 code for a protein of 195 amino acids. The record is from RefSeq and is a predicted model, not a curated record. The transcript has 2 exons.